Manduca sexta (tobacco hornworm) is the source of this 5724-nucleotide messenger RNA. RefSeq lists its product as uncharacterized. Gene Ontology annotation, cellular component: phosphatidylinositol 3-kinase complex. The coding region runs from base 166 to 2058 and encodes 630 amino acids. Gene Ontology annotation, molecular function: 1-phosphatidylinositol-3-kinase regulator activity. The transcript is spliced from 5 exons. Gene Ontology annotation, biological process: intracellular signal transduction; phosphatidylinositol phosphate biosynthetic process. The record is from RefSeq and is a predicted model, not a curated record. Lineage: Eukaryota; Metazoa; Arthropoda; Insecta; Lepidoptera; Sphingidae.
AAAAUAAAAAAAAAAAACUAUUGCUUCGACGAAGACAAAUAUUCUCUUUGGGGAAAAAGUGAUUGAAUAUUACCAUGUGUUAUCGUAUUUUUUUAUGAGGUAUAAUAAUUUUAGUGUCUUCUAUGUUUUCUAUAUGAUAUUUCUAAUAAUAUCGUUUGUGGGGUAAUGGAGUCACCACCCUUCUCGACACAUUCCGAAGCGCCUCCUUUAAGUGAAGACAGUGGUUUACUGAUCACAAGUGGCUCUUUUUCAAGUGAUUCUGCAAGCGGAUGGCAUCACGUUGCAUCGGAGGAUGUUCCUGCCCCAGUAAAUGUGGAUAAAUGUACGGCUGUGUAUGUGCCUCCAUCUGUUGUUUUUACCAAUGAGCCUAUAAGUAAAUUAAAAACGUCGAACUUAGAUGUAUCUAGUAGUACAAGGCGCUUGUCGCCUUUGUACCCAAGAAAAUUAAAACCGGAGUGUUUGUAUGAACGUCGUCAAGGACUAAACCACAGAUUUGCAAGCCCGAGACUGUUGCACUUAAGCCCUUGUCGCGGCACCAGACCAUCGUCGCGGAAUUCGCUUUCGUCGCGGCUGUCCAGUAGCCACAACUCGCUCGUAACACAAUUCCAAGCGGAUGACUCGAGCUUUAUAACACAGGCGAUAUCGCAUGACACUUUGCCUGCUCAGAAGUCUGAUAUAACUGACAUGUACAAUGUUCCUUUCGACAGCGACAUUUAUGCUGUCCCUAUAGACAUGGUUCACCCUAGUCAUAGUAAUAUGAGAAACAAAGUUAAAAAAAGUGCAAGAACUAACAAGAAACGUGUAAAGAGUACUCCGCAGAGUACUGCAAUUAUUAACGAUACGGUGGAAAAGAAUCAAAAACCAAAGGAAUCGAAUAGACAUAAAGACAUUAAAACUAAAAGACACAGCUUACCGAGCUCUUCGUUUAAGAAAAGCGCCACAGAUUCCGACACAGACUCGCUACAUUUAACGUUACGAGAAAUGAGGAAGUACUUGCAUACUCUCUAUUCUAGUUCCAGUGAUUCAGAAUGUAGGAAUACAAUACAUAAAAAGAAUAACACAAUAGUAACAAGUGUCGGAAUACACUCCAGACAUGUGAAUAAAGAGACCAGUUCUUCUGCUUUCUUGAAAGAAAAUGUUGAUAUAUCGAGGACUAUCGAAACAAAUAAUAAUCACAGAAAAACAGCAAAGAAUUCGUUUGGUAUGAAUACUAAGCAUAUGAAACAUAAAGAAAACAUUACAAAAGACAUUUUAGAAGUUAGUAAAAAUGACAAACUGGUGAAAAAAAACAUUUCAAAUCAGAACCAGAAAGCCAAGUUGUCGCCUGUUAGAAUUUUGUCCCUUAAUUUAAAACAAAGUUUCUGUAAUCUUUUUCGAUGGCGAAGGCAGCCUGUGGUAGAGAAUAUUACGGAAAUAGCAAGAGUGGAUGGGAGAGAAGACACGCCUCCAGCAGUUGUCCGUCGGGCUUUGCCGCCGCUGCCGCAGUCUCAUGCCACCUCGCACUCGUCGAGACGACCUGCUAACGAGGACGACACUGUUAUGGAUUUUGCCACGUCGAUACAGAAAGUCAAAGACUAUGGGUGGUAUUGGGGCCCGAUAUCAGUAGAAGCAGCAGAAAAAAUACUUUCCAAUGAGCCGGACGGUUCGUUUAUAGUCCGGGACAGCAGCGAUGAUCAUUAUAUAUUUACGUUAACGUUCAAGUUGAAUGGUCUUAGGCAUGUAAGGAUAGAACACGACCAGGGUAACUUCUGUUUUGGAGGCUGUACAAUGUUCAAGGCGCAAACUAUAGUCGAGUUCAUAGAGAAUGCCGUUGAAACGUCUCGUAGCGGUAGAUAUUUGUUCUUCUUGAAUUUGCGACCUCUACUGGGCCCCGUAAGGGUACAACUUUUGUACCCUGUGUCCAGGUUUAAGCGAGUGCAGAGCUUACAGCAUAUGUGCAGGUUUGUGAUACUGAAGUACGUUCGACGCGACCUUAUAAGUAACCUACCUCUGCCCCGGCGGCUACUUGACUACUUAAGCGCUACGCAUUAUUACUCGGAACUUCUCGCUGAUAUUUAGUGUCAAGUGUCGAGUGCGAAAGGCUAUCUUGCCGCGUCUUUGACUUUCUACAACACACCUAUAUAUAAUGUAAGGUUGAUUAAUUGCAAUGAGUUACAUUGGUUUGUAAGUAUUACUGGCGUAUAAUUUUAAGUAAAAUGUAUUUAUGCGUAUUUAUAAAAGUCUCUUAAUUUAUUUAUUACUAGUACAUUCACCCGUGAUUCAUGAUAAUUCUUCAAUACAUAACAUAUUUUGUACAGAGUUUGAUAAAAUCAAUUUUUUGUAACGUGUAUUUCACCGACAUGGUAACGUAGUGUUUAGUUGGCUUGUGACACAUCGGCAAUUUAUACGGAAAGUGGCGGACAUAAAUAUAAAUUAUUUUGAUAAUGAAUUGUGUACAUACAUAUUAGUGUUAUUCACUAAUUGACAUUAAGCCACAUUGCGAGUUUACACUGACAUGAAUCCAGGCCCGGUCACAAAGGUUGUAGAUGUACUGAAAUAAUUAGUAAGCAUAUAGAAGCGGAACGGUCACUUCGAGUGAUUAGUGCCAGCAUGGGUGUGCCCGUUUUCACCGACCACGAGACACUCGACUUCUAAACAAGUUUAGAAGUUAUCUAAUACAAUAUAAGAACCUAUCAUGGAUAUUAUUAAGAUUAUAUAAAGAUGCAACAUGGAUUUGGGCUUAAAGGGUAAAAUGUUUACAAAUCAAUAAAUAAACUAUUUGAACAGUCACUUCUGUGGUCAAAUAUAUUAUCUCAAUCAAAGUCCCACGAAAAGGAAAAUAAAUCAUUUUAACGAAUACAAGUUGUUUCACCAAGAAAGAAAUAUUAAUGGAAUUUAUUAAAAUUGUUCAAACAGUUCAAUGAACGCUACACUUAUUCAUCGAUUCUGUGAAUAUUUUUUUUUAGUAAGAAAACUCUUUGGUAAAUAACUAAAUUCUAUCGAAAUCAAUUUGUUAAAUUUUCUAUUCCAUAUAUCCAAUAUAAUAUAUCCCUUGCAUCAGAGAACUUUAGUAUAUUUUGAAGUAAUUUAUUUGAUAUUUAUAUGAUGUCCUUAACUGUAACCUAUUAACCGCAGUAGUUUGUGAAAUUGUUGAUACCUGAUCACUUUUGCCCUAAAUAUUAUAAUCUGAUAUUCUAUCAUCAAGGAGAGGCUGUAUCCGCGAUGUGCUCUGGUGUCGCUUCAUUGGGUGAGUGUGAACUCGGGCAUUACUCGUAAUAUAAAUAUGAGCUAUAUUGUGAUAAUUGUGGUUCACUCUGAUAGUUUGCAAAAGACGUAUGAAGAAGUCAAAUUAAUGUUGCACGCUUUACUCAAUUUGCUGUGAGCCUAGAGAUAUAUUCGAAUAUUUUGUAUGAAGUGUAUGAAAUAUUUUUAAUACCUAUACCACUGCGAGAAAAUGGAAUAAAUCGUAAAAACGCUUUAUAAAGCCACAACAUUACAACCACGUUGGUUAAUUGCUCACUGUGGCUUAACCUAAUGUAUUACAAGUUAUGUUAUAUUUUGUAGGUAAUAAUUGAAUUGUUUUACAAUAACGUAGUUAUAUGUUAUAUUGUGGUUGUAUUGUUUCAUAUCGAAGGUGUUUUAUUAUUAUAUAAGUUGAAACAACUUAUUGUGAUCGUUUCUGCGUUACAUUUAAAGUUGUUACUAAACUUAUGAGUGAUAUCAAAUUAAGAGCGUCUCUUGCAUGAAAUUACAUGAAUAAUUUAGAAAAUUAUUGGAUAUACAAUUAACUCAAAUAUGCUACUGUUUGUCUGAGGUUAUAAUUUUAUCAUACUCAUUGAACUAUGUCGGUUUUGUGACAUAUUUCUAGCUAACGUUAUAAUUACCUGGCAACUUAGCCAGUGUAUGAAGAACGCGGCGUGUACAAUCUUUCCUUUCUGCCAAAGUAUAAGAUCAAAUGCUCACGCACAUGUUAUGAAAACUGUUGUAUUUAGCUGAUUAAUGUGCGUUGAACAUAAUAUGUGUAUUUGUACGUAUUAGAUUUAUUUAUGUGUGCGAUCAUGACGACUUAAAACGAUGUUACUGUUGCAUUUUCUAUGUAGUAGUUACAUUGAAAGUGUAACAAUUCUUUGUUCGGCAAAAAGCGCAUGCCGCGUCCUUUCUAGAUGGUCUAUGUUUGACACACGUAAGUAAUUAUUCCUUUCUGAAUGGCAAAUUUCAUAAUGAUAACGUUGUUACUUGUACGCAACAUACGUAUUAUUAUGCGCUGCCAGUUUAUUAAAUUAAUCAUAAAUAAAAUAACUUAAUGCAUCAAGAUGGAAACAGUAGCAAUCGCGUAUCAACGUCUUUAUAUAGUACAAUAUCACACGCGUGAUUGUUUUUUAAAUAUAUUAUGAAUGUCGAAAUAAUGAUUUGAAAAAUUCCGAACAUCACCUACGUUACGUAUUUGUGACUUAUCUUUAUGUAUUUUACCAAGUAGUAUAAAUAUCAGCAGUAUCAACUUACAUUGACACAUUUUGGACAAGUGGACGAUGGCAAGUGUGAACACUCUAUAUAAUAUGAUAAUUUUAAAAUUUAUUAUGAUCAAUAAUGAAUUAAGUCAGGCUGACGUGCUGACAGUGGCUCUCGAGCGUCUCAUUUUUCGUAGUCGAUAUUAUGUUAUGAUUAUUCUGAAUGUACUAAUUAGUUUAUUGUAGUGAGUAUAAAUAAAAAACAAAUAAUGAAAUUUCGCCCGCGAUACUUUUAUAAGAUUUUUCAACGCGGAUAUUUUUACGAGGCCGUCUAAAUCGUUCAUGUCAUCUCAACAGAUAGUUACUAGCCAAUUUUACAGAGAAUGCAGUUUUAAGAAACUACUUUUUAAUAUAUUAUUCUCAGUUUUAUCAAGGUGCCAGAACACCUUUUAAGCAACUUAAACCGUUUAAACCUUUUCAAAGCCUAUUUUAAACUCCACGCCCAGUUUACUUUGUAGACCGGCGCAAGACACUGAUGCACCAGUCACCACUUUACUCAGCAGAUGAUAUAUAUGAUGAAUAGAUGAAGUAGAUUCUACUACUGAAGGCUACAGAAGGAAGGCGAUCACGUUGCGAGUUCGUACAUUUUUAAAUAAUUAUCAGUUAUCUACUUAAAAAAUCUGGUGUAAGGUUGCUUUUGAUUUGUGUUACGAUAACACAAGCGCCGCUCGCGGAUUGCGAACAGGAUGACAUAGGACUGCGAAAGUUUUGUAAAUACUACCAUUCGUCAGAUCUGGACGCAUAUUGGGAUUUGUAACAUAUGACUGAAGGCUAACCAAGUAUCGCUCCACGCUAGACACAAGCAAAGGUGGAUUAUUGAUUAUUUGAAAUGGUACUCAAUGAUAUAAAAAUGACACAAUUUGUCGCACCCAUCAGAAACUUGUCCUGCAUUAUACGUCGCUGCGAAUGUAAGUUGCGUCAUCUGCGUGUUUUGAGACACCAAAGAUAAAGGAAAUGUUUUUAGUUAUAUCAUCAGGAGCCUGUGAAUCUUGAUUAUUGUAUUUAAUGUUAUCUUGUGAUUUAUUAACACGAACGCCGUCGAGCAAUGAAAAUAAAGCACGUAUGCUUAUAAUACCACCGUACAUUUUAUAUUGUAAGUUCUUUCAUUAUAAGAUAUUGCAACAAACAUAUCACCAUAAUAACAAUUAUUGUUAUAAAUACGCUCGUAUUACGAUUUGUAACCAAAAUUAUUUGUAUAUUUAGGUUAUUACAAUUAUUUUUUUCAUUAUUAUUUGCA